AAAAUACAACAUAACCACGACGUGGAGUCGCUCAGGUGUGGAAACUGCUCACAGAGAACUGAGCAGCUGUCCGUGGUGCUGAAAGUGAUCGUGCAUUAAACCGGCGGUGAUUUAUUCGAGUUGAGAAAAUACAAAAGCAUUGAAAGGGGACCGGAAGCAGCCGGUAGUGUCAGACACCGACACCGACACGCUUUGUGCUCCCUGAACUUUGUGUGGGUUUGAGAUGCGCGUACCCGAGCGAUGCCUGGGAUAGUUAAGGACCCCAUUCUCACACGAGUAAGCGCGCCAAAAACGGGAGAUGACGGUGGGCUGCAUUCCCAUUGACUGAGAGGGAGAGAGAGAGAGAGAGAGAGAGAGAGCACGGACUCCGCCUAUACCAACCCAACAUCCAGCUCCAGUACGGCGACGGCGGAGGCUCCACAGAUCAGCCGAGCGAAGAAGAACCACGGCCCCCUCCUCAGCUCGACUCAGUUCCCGGCGUGAAAAAACGGAGAUGGGCUCCGUGUGAAUCCGGGCGGUGGAGGGGAGAGGAGGGCAGGCGGGGGGUGGGGGGGGAACGACGACGAGAGCGUGGUGGGGGCAGAAACACCCAUAAAGAGGACAAACAAAAGCACAGCCGAGGGUGCCUCCAACCAUGAGCGGCUCGCACUAUUCGCCGGAGCUGCGGCUGCCGCUACCGCGUUCACUACACCCGCCGACCAUGUCGUGAGGUGUGGCUCGGGAACGCUCCGGGAAACCUGUCAGCCGAAACGACACGCCGAGGAGAAGGAGGAGGAGGAGGUGGUGGUGGUGGGGUGGUGGUGGUCGAAAAGAUGUCCGCCUCGGUGGGGCCCCAGGGCGGCCCUCGCCCACCCACCGUGCCGCCGUCCAUGCCGGAUCUGCCGGACCUUAGCCACCUCACCGAAGAGGAGAGGAAGAUAAUCAUGGCAGUGAUGGCUCGGCAAAAGGAGGAAGAGGAGAAAGAACAAGCCAUGCUAAAAACACUGCACAAGCAGUUUGAGAGCUACAAACAGGAAGUGCGUCGCAUCGGGGCCGAGACGCGGCGCCAGCAGACCCAGCAGAAGGACGACGCGCCCACCUGCGGCAUCUGCCGCAAGACUAAGUUUGCAGAUGGCUGCGGCCACCUCUGCUCCUACUGCCAGAUCAAAUUCUGCGCUCGCUGUGGAGGGCGGGUCUCUCUGCGCUCCAACAAUGAGGACAAAGUGUGUCUCAUAGUGAAGGACAGGGUAAUGUGGGUAUGCAACCAGUGCCGUAAGCAGCAGGAGAUUCUCACCAAAUCAGGAGAAUGGUUUUCGGGGUCAGGGGUGCGGCCCGGGAGCCUGGGCACCUCUUUAAACAAUCCAGCCACGGGAGGUGAGGCCCAACGGGACAGGAAGCUACUCCGCUCCAGGUCCCAAGCCCCACCAUCCAGCACCAACGCCAACACAGGGCCACCAGACGGGACACAUCCGCCCGCCGGCGUCACUGCUCUCAAGGGUGCUGACACCAUGCCUGGCUCUCGCUCUCAAAGUGAACCCCCAAGAGAAAAGAAAAGGCCAGUUUCUUUCCAUGAGCAAAAUGGUAAGGGAGGCAUGGGACGUGGUUCUGCCCGGAGACCAGCAGACAAGUUGCAUUCACAGUCAUCUCUGGACGAGCGGGUGGGUCCCGGAGACAGAGGAGAGAGAAGGUUAGGAGAUGGAAGGCGGCUGGAAAAGAUCCACUCUCAGGACUACGAAGACGGGGAUGAAAACCUGGGUCGUUCAGAAACACACCGCAGGCGUCCAGAGGAUGAGGAGAAGAGGGAACGGCAGCGGCGCGAGGAGGAGUUCCAGAACCGCUAUCGCAGUGACCCCAACUUGGCAAGAUACCCAGUCAAACCACAGAAGGAGGAGCAGGAGAUGCGCAUGCACGCCAAGGUGUCAAAGGUGCGGCAUGAGCGACGACACAGUGAUCUUGCAAUAAAUGAGGUCGGACUGGGGCCUGGUGAAGGGGGUGGGGGAGGUGGGGGUGGAGGCAGCACAGGAGAGGUGCCAGAAAACCGUCUUGCCAGGAGGGGUGGAGGUGGGGAAGGAGACCGCAAGGCCCUCAUGGAGAAUCACAGGGCCUACUCUGCAGAUAGGACCGUGGGGGUUGUAGGUGGGGCUCCCCCUGCCAGUGGAGGGGGAAGAUCAGGGUCCCAACCCGGGGGACCUGUGCCUUCAGACUGGGGUCCAAACAACAGUCGCCUGGAGCAUGGACCCCAAGACGGGACGCGGACAUCAAGGGAGAAGGGUGGGGUGGAUAACCUGCUGAGGAAGGACUCUCAGGGCUCGGACCAGUCGGAGUCUUUGCGGCCACCCCCUCCACAGUCAUACAAGGGCAAGCGCGGAGUCAACAAGAGGCAGAUGUCCAUCAGCAGCUCAGAGGAGGAGGGCGGAUCCACGCCCGAGUACACCAGCUGUGAGGACGUGGACAUGGAAAGUGUCAGCGAGAAAGGCGACUGGGACUGUCAUCCUCUAGAUCCUGCAGUUUGGCACCAUCCAGUUUCGUGGCAGCCAUCCAAAGAGGGUGACCACCUGAUUGGACGGAUCACUCUGAGCAAGAGGUCAGCCAUGCCCCGUGAGGCAGGCUCUCUCCUGGGACUAAAAGUGGUAGGAGGGAAGAUGACGGAGACAGGGAGACUUGGGGCCUUCAUCACCAAAGUUAAAAAAGGGAGUCUGGCAGAUGUCGUGGGACACCUACGUGCAGGUGAUGAGGUGUUGCAGUGGAACGGGAAGUCGUUGCCAGGAGCAACCAAGAAAGAAGUGUACAACAUCAUUCUCGAAUCCAAGGCUGAGCCUCAAGUGGAGAUUGUUGUUUCGAGACCUAUAGGAGACAUCCCAAGAAUCCCAGAGUCCUCCCACCCUCCUCUAGAAUCUAAUCCCUCAGCAGGCUCCAGCUCCUUUGAGUCCCAGAAGAUGGACCGUCCAUCUAUAUCCGUGAUGUCCCCUACUAGUCCCAGUACUCUCAGAGACCUUCCUCUGGUUCUGCCUGGACAGCUCUCUGUGAAGCUGUGGUACGACAAAGUGGGCCAUCAGCUGAUUGUCAACGUCCUUCAAGCCAUAGACCUGCCACCCCGACCAGACGGACGACCUCGAAACCCCUACGUCAAGAUGUACUUCCUGCCUGAUAGGAGUGAUAAGAGUAAACGACGGACUAAAACCGUGAAAAAGAGCGCUGAGCCCAAGUGGAACCAGACCUUUAUUUAUUCCCACGUUCACCGGCGAGACUUCAGAGAGCGCAUGCUGGAGAUCACAGUGUGGGACCAGCCUCGAGUCCAGGAGGAGGAGAGUGAAUUCCUGGGCGAGAUCCUCAUAGAGUUGGAGACGGCCUUGCUAGACGACAUUCCUCACUGGUAUAAGCUCCAGACACAUGACGUGUCCUCUAUACCUUUGCCACAGCCCUCUCCAUACCUCCCACGGAGACACGUCCAUGGAGACAGCCCCAGCAAGAAACUACAGAGGUCUCAUCGCAUCAUUGAUACAGAGUUUGAUGAUGGUUUGAUAGUAGUGACUAAAGGCGCAGAGCGUAACUCCAGGGAGAGAGAGCGGGGCAGCACGUUGGCUGUGCCCGAGCAGCAGCGGCCCGUCCAGCACCGCUCGCGCUCGGUGUCUCCUCACAGAGAAGACACGUGCAGAGCUCGGUCUCGGCCUGCACACGUGCCCAUGCAAAGGAGUUUGGAUGAGAUCCACCAGAACCGCCACCACUCCCACUCCCCCUCCCAUUACCACGAGCCCCACUUGGAGCACCAACGCUCAGGUGACUCGGACUACGAGUACUCUGAGGACAGUGAGGUCCUGGAGAUGCACAGGUCUAUCCGGGGCGGGAGUGCCGAGUGCCUGCACACAAACAGGGGCAUAGGUAGAUACAGCAACACCCUCCCCCCCAAAAUGCCCCUGUUAGUAAACGGUAUCCAUAAAGACAUUUACAGUGACCUGCAGCCGUCGUUGGACAGAGUGAGGAGCGCCAGCACCACGUGUCUGAGACCAGACUUUCACUCUACUGACAGAGACAGGUGUUCCAACUCUUUGCCCCGAAAGACUCCCCCAAGCCCCAGGAUCUUAGUAGAACAUGUGGCCCCUGAGGAAGACAGGCAGUCUAACAGUUCUCCAGGUCCAAACUGUCCAAAGGGCAGCAGAAAAAGCCUGGAGGGGGACAGUCGCAUCCAGCCCACCUCUAUCCUGAGGGGCAGUAGAGGGAGAGGAGGCCCUCUGAGGCCCUUUGGCCAGACAGUCCUGUCAGGGUCUUGUCCUAACUCACCACGGCUGGACAGAGCACACCCUUAUGGCAGCCCGACUUCCCCAGCGGGGACUCCCUCAUCAGGUCGCAGGGGCAGGCAGCUCCCUCAGCUCCCCGCUAAAAGCAGCAGUAUAGAGCAAGCCCUCGCAGUGGAGGAGCGAGCCCGACAGCUGCAGAUGAAAGUACAUUCCUACCGGCCUUCAGCCUCCCACGACCAUGAGACGAACCUCAAGACCAAACGGGAGAUGUAUGCAGAACAGAGGCGCAGCAGCGACAACAUGUCGGCCAGAUCUUCAGACAGCGAUAUGAGCGACGUGUCGGCGAUCUCCCGAGCCAGCAGUGCCUCCCGCCUCAGUAGCACCAGCUACAUGUCUAUCCAAUCAGAACGGCCCGGGGGACGACUCAGAUCCAAGUCAUUAGAGGAGGACAAGAAGGACAGGAGGAUCUCAUGGGGGGUGGAUGGAGAGGAGGAGGAGAAUGAAGGUGGAAAGAGGCAGGUCUCCGAGGAGCUGAAGCACAGGAGACACACUGUGGCAGGAGACACGAGAGAGUCCAGUCGGCAGAUGCGAGCGUCCAUGGGCCGCAGCAUGCUGAAGAGCUCCAGCGUGAGCGGAGAGAUCUACACCCAGGAGCGCACAGACGGCAGCCAAUCAGACACGGCGUUGGGCACGGUGGGCAGCGGCAGCAAGAAGAGACGCUCCAGCCUCAGCGCACGGGUGGUGGCCAUCGUUGGCAACCGUCGCAGCCGCAGCACAUCGCAGAUCAGCGGCCCCGAGGGGAAGAGUAAGAAGGAGAAAGGAGCGUCCAUCCAGAGGAGCACGGAGACCGGCAUGGCCGUGGAGCUGACGAGGAACAUGAGCCGGCAGCCCAGCAGAGAGUCCAACAACGGCAGCAUGAACAGCUGCAACUCCGAGGGGAACUUGAUCUUUUCUGGAGUGAAUCUAGGUGCCAGCAGUCAAUUCAGUGACUUCCUGGAUGGACUCGGACCAGCUCAGUUAGUGGGAAGACAAACACUGGCUACUCCUGCCAUCGGUGAUAUCCAGAUUGGUAUGAUGGAGAAAAAGGGUCAGCUGGAGGUGGAGGUGAUCAGAGCACGAGGACUUGUACAGAAGCCAGGAUCCAAAUCUCUCCCUGCUCCAUAUGUCAAAGUCUAUCUGCUGAAUAAUGGAGCGUACGUAGCCAAAAAGAAAACCAAGAUUGCACGGAAAACACUUGACCCACUGUACCAGCAAGCACUGCUAUUUGAGGAGAGCCCGCAGGGGAAAGUGUUACAGGUGAUUGUAUGGGGAGACUAUGGCCGCAUGGACCAUAAAAGCUUCAUGGGAGUUGCACAAAUCUUAUUGGAGGAGCUGGACUUAUCAAGCACAGUCAUCGGUUGGUACAAGCUGUUCCCACCAUCCUCUCUGGUGGAUCCGACACUUGCCUCCCUGACUCGACGAGCUUCUCAGUCGUCUCUCGACAGCUCGUCCGGGCCGCCCGGGGUCCGAUCUUAGUGGACCAACAGCUCUCCACCACUCGCCGAGAAAAACUAAAACUAAAACUCGGAGAGAAAUAAAAAUACAAACGGCAGAAAUGUAGAACAACAACAAUCAGAAACACGAGAAAGCUUUGUUGAAAUCUGACAAUCACUCCUGCCGCGGUUAAUUUUGUCUGUCGUAGGGAGCGUCGCAUUUCAGUGUUUCAUGUCCAUUCGAGGAAAAGUCUCUGUGUUUUCUCUGUGUGUGCUGAAGAAGCCGUGCAGCAGCUGUCCAGAUAGUACCAGAGAAUCCAAACGAAGCAGGGUGGCUUUUAAACGAAUCAACAAUAGCAAAGAAAUGUAUGUAAAGCAUCAGAAUGUAUGGACUCGAGACAAGAGGUAAUCACCCUCCGCUCCUGCAGGCGGCACUGCCCUCCCUGCAGUGGCCUCCUCCAGAACCCCAACAGACUGCUAGCAUUCCCGUCCCCGCCAUGCGUGGGGACAGGGUACUCAGUCUGGAAGCACAGGGCCUUCUUCUGGUGCCUAGACCUCGGAGCCGCAUUACUGGUUCCCCCCCCCCCCCACUCUGUGGAAAGAUCCUCUUUUCAAUAUGUUUACCAUGGCUGCUCUGAAGCCGCACCGUUUCAGCGUGUUUGCUUUGUUGUUCAUUUCUUUCCCUUCGUUACUACUGGCACAAGAUGUUUUUAAAAGUGCUCAUGAUAAUGUUGUCAGUCUGGUGUGUGCAUGGAGAGUAAAAAUAAAAUACAAGAGAUUUUAAAAAAAAGCUAUUAAAUGUCUGCAAGUGUUAUGCAGGAAGAGGGCGGGGAACAGGUUAGAUUUUUACAUGUGAGAUUAGCGUUGUUUUGCUGGCAAGCGUGCGGGCCAGUCGUCUUUGUAUAGGUGUAUAUUAGGCCUCCCAGGAGGUUGACCAAUAAGUAAAAUUUAUGUCACUUUGAAAUAUCACAAGGGUACAAUGUCAAUGUAAAAAAAGAAAACGUAAAUCUUUGUUCACCUAUGUGAGAGCGAGACAGGAGCCUCUAAUUUUUCACAUUUUUUGGGAGGCACGUUCCCUCCCUCCCGGCAUGUUGAAGGUUUUUAUCCAAUCUUUAGUUCAACAUUUUUUUCUUUUUAAAUUUAAACACAAGCACAAGAGCUUGAUUUUUUUACAACAAAAAGUUUAACGUUUUGAAGAAAAAAAAAUAAUACAUAGCUAAAAAAAUCAAAAACAAAAAAAGGACAAAAAGCAGCAAUCCUCCCGUCACCGGUUCUCUUCAUCGUUUCGUCUCGACGUUCGGAGGCAAACAGAACAACAAAUAUUGUCACAGUUUUUUCCUCGUGCAUCUCGGUGAAUGUGGGCCAAUCAGACCGAUCCGUCGGGACGCCAACGCUCAUCCUCCGUCCGGCCUGAAGGCUCCUCCCACCCGGAGGGGGGAGGGGCAGCAUGACUUUGGAACCUGUUCCAAGCUGCAUGCACAUUUUUGUAAACAAACAAACAAAAAAAAUCUAGAUACGCGUGUUAGUUCCACAUACUGUAGGGCCGCUUGUAUGUUGCAUGCAGUUGUACAGUUUGCUCGUACUUGAAUAUUAAAGAGAUAAAACCAAGAAACUGAAGCCAUUCCCAUUACGCAAAGACAUCUAAAUCCACUGCAGUCCAGUCCACGUCCUUCAGUCCGGUGCUGAAUGUCUCUCAAACCGAUUCCCAAGAUUACAUUGAUGUCUCUGGAAGAUGUACUGUACUGUACUGAGCAGACCUCGCAGCCCCUCUUACUGUUAUUCCACAUCAUAGUAUACCUCCGAGGGGCUGGGACGAUGAAUGAAUAAAUAUGUACAAAUCAGAUCUAUGAAAAUAUGAAUUAUGUUUCAACAUAAUGAUUUCAGACGACACGGAGAAUAAUCUCAGACGCACAGAAAGUCGCACCCUGUAAAUACUCAGCAGCCAUUCCCGGGGUUUUCAUUUGGUUCACUGAGAAAAGGGGCCAAGUCUUAUAAUAAGGAGCGAUUAGUACUUUAGGUGACGAGGGGACCGUGCUGUGGGACGGCGAUGGCUCUAAAAGUCCUCGUCUGAACACUUCUCUGUGCUUCAAACUCGGCGUCUGUGCCCGGCCCGCCAUGCUCAGUCCCGCAUCACUCCAGAUUUCUUUUCAUUGUCCAGUGAAGCUGUUUUUUCCUUAUUUAUUUAGGGUUUUUUUCCCCUUGUCAGUAUUAACAGGAGAAAAAAUUGCUGAUUGUUUACAACUUCUGUGUUCCACUGAAACAAGAAAAUCAGAAAAAAGUAAAGCAUUCACUGCAACAUUUCUUGUUUGUAUAACAGAUGUGGCUCAAAUGAUGUGUAUGUUUUAUAUAUAAAAAAAAUUUCAUUUUUAUGAUUUACAAAUAAAAAAGAAUGUGUGGAAAAAAUA
Oreochromis niloticus (Nile tilapia) is the source of this 8091-nucleotide messenger RNA. It is a transcript of the gene rims1b, whose product is annotated as regulating synaptic membrane exocytosis 1b. Bases 813 to 5729 code for a protein of 1638 amino acids. Gene Ontology annotation, molecular function: small GTPase binding; transmembrane transporter binding. NCBI's taxonomy places the organism in Eukaryota, Metazoa, Chordata, Actinopteri, Cichliformes, Cichlidae. The record is from RefSeq and is a predicted model, not a curated record. Gene Ontology annotation, cellular component: presynaptic membrane; cytoskeleton of presynaptic active zone. The transcript has 34 exons. Gene Ontology annotation, biological process: regulation of synaptic vesicle exocytosis; positive regulation of synaptic transmission; intracellular protein transport.